Saprolegnia parasitica CBS 223.65 is the source of this 1887-nucleotide messenger RNA. RefSeq names its product TKL protein kinase. Lineage: Eukaryota; Oomycota; Saprolegniomycetes; Saprolegniales; Saprolegniaceae. Gene Ontology annotation, molecular function: ATP binding; protein kinase activity; protein binding. The record is from RefSeq and is a predicted model, not a curated record. The transcript has 13 exons. Gene Ontology annotation, biological process: protein phosphorylation. Bases 1 to 1887 code for a protein of 628 amino acids.
AUGGGCGUCUUGGACUGGAUUGGCCUUGGUGCUGAGAGCGACCUCGCGCGCGCGUCCUUUGCCGGCGACAAGAGCUACGUCAAGCGGCUCCUCGACCACGGCGUGAGCCCCAACAGCGUCCGCCAGGGCUGCAACGCACUCUACUUGGCAAUUUUAACCGAGAACACCGCCAUGGUGACGCUGCUGCUUGACGCUGGCGCUGACGCCAACGCCCGCACCUGGUUUGGCCGACCACCGCUCGUCGCCGCCGUUCGCAACUGCCACGCUGCGAUCGUAGAGCUUCUCCUCGACGCUGGUGCAGCUCCCGAUGCUUGCGACAAGGCGCGGGUGCCGCCGCUGGUUCUGGCAACCGCCGCGGGGGAUGCUGCCAUCGUCGAGCUCCUUCUGUGCGCUGGCGCCAACGUCGCCCAUACGCCGCCGAAAGGACAGUCUGCGCUGUACGUGGCUGCCGAGCGAGGAUACGACGAUAUCGUUGCGCUUCUCCUGCCUCGCGUUCAAGCGACGACGCAGUCGUUGAAGGACGCCAUGGUCAUUGCGGCCACCAACGGACGCGCCGCCGUCAUCGAGUGCUUCCUGGCGACGCAUGCGCUUUCGACGCAGGACGAUGCGGAAGCCUUGUUGGCCGCCGCCGCCACCGGCCAUGAAACGAUCGUGCGCCGCUUGCUCUCGUUUGGCGUCCCUAUCGACUCGACCGACGCGAAAGGGAAGACCGCGCUGCUCUUGGCCGCCGAGUAUGGGCGCCUCUCAGUUCUGGCCUUCUUAUUGGACGCCGGCGCCAGCGUCAACCAGCUCGACAAGUUUGGCGAGUCGUCGCUCUUUGUCGCUGCCCGGGGGGGUCAUGUCCCAGUCGUCACACGCCUGCUAUCGGCCAAGCCGGACCUCAACAAGCACAACAAGAACGGCGUGUCGGCGCUCGUGGUGGCCAUCGCCAAGGGCCACGGCGAGAUUGUGCGACAGCUGCUUCUCGCCGGCGCCUCUCUCUCGCCUUCGCGCCUCUUUGAUCCGUUCACGGUUGCGCGCAACCACGGGCACGACGACAUUCUCCAAAUGCUUUCCGAGGCGACGGCCAUGGUCCUCCUUCUAGUCUCUUGCAUCGGAGAGGUUUCAUCGCACGCGCAGGCCAACGAGCUGCCGCGGCUCCAGAUCCUUGGCCGCGGCCACCAAGGCUUUGUCUACCGCAGCACCUUUCGCGGCGACCCCGUCGCGGUCAAGUCGGUUUUUGUGCAUCACGGCGAGUCGACCUCGUCCUUGGCCGCGGCUGUCGCUGCCUUGACCAAACUCGACUGCGUCAACCUCGUGCGGUUGCGCCACCUCCAGCUGCCGCCACUGGAGCCACCGCUGCUCGUGAUGGAGUACGUCGACGGCGGCCAUCUGCGCCACUACCUCGACACGCACAAGAGCGCGACGUUUGCGAGCUUGCUGCCGAUUGCAACGUCGAUGGCCCACGGACUGCGAUACCUCCAUGAACGGGACAUCGUGCACGGCGCCUUGAAGAGCACCAACGUCUUGCUGACGUCUCUGUGCGUCGCCAAGCUCGCGGGCUACGGUCUCCCGCAGCAGCUGCACGUGACCAACCCGGUCGAGAACACGCUGUGCUGGACGUCACCGGAGGUCCUCUUGGGCCACGAGGCGUCGCCGCCCGCUGACGUCUACGCCCUCGGCAUCGUCCUCGUCGAGCUCGAGACGCGCGCGGCACCGUACGCGACGCUGACGAUGGACCUCUGGGAGGUCAUGGUCGCGAUCAAGAACGGCUGGCUGCGCCCUGAGCUGAGCCCGCGCUGCGACCCGUGGUUCCGAGAACUCGUCGAGGCCUGCUUGCAACAAGACCCGUCGGCGCGCCCGUCGAUCCAGAACAUUUGCGCGAUCCUCGAGGCGCAGCAGACGUAG